Mangifera indica (mango) is the source of this 1222-nucleotide messenger RNA. RefSeq lists its product as uncharacterized. The record is from RefSeq and is a predicted model, not a curated record. The transcript is spliced from 4 exons. Gene Ontology annotation, biological process: DNA-templated transcription. Bases 72 to 1025 code for a protein of 317 amino acids. NCBI's taxonomy places the organism in Eukaryota, Viridiplantae, Streptophyta, Magnoliopsida, Sapindales, Anacardiaceae. Gene Ontology annotation, molecular function: sequence-specific DNA binding.
UUUUACGCUGCAGUUUCAAUAAAACUGAAAAACAGAGACACAAUUCCAAAGAAUAGAGAAGAACAAAAUCAAUGAACGCAAUUGUGCGUCAAUCUCUCUCGAAUUAUUUUGGAGAGAGUAACUUGGAGGACCCAGAAAAGGAAGAAGAAAUGGCGAAGAAAGGCAUAAAAAGAGAAGGUGGUGGCGAGAUUAAUGACCUGUUUAAGAGAGUUCAGUGCAUGACGCUUCAAGAGUGUGCAACAAUCAAAAGAGGUGAAGAGAUCUCCUGUGAAAAAUAUGAUCUGUGGAGGCAAAAGCAGAAGACAAUAGCAGCUAGGUUAGAGAAACAGCUGAAUUCAAGGUGGGAACUUCAGGAGCUAAUUGAAGAACAAUUGAACAGGUUUCAUUCCCACUACAACCAUGUCAUGGUCCCAAUCCAACUCAAGGAUGUAUCUGAGCUCCUCAUGCCAAGAUGGACUCCACCUCAUGAGUUGGCUGCACUGUCUUGGCUAGGUGAUUGGAGGCCAUCUUCCAUUCUUGAACUUAUCCGCAGCAUAAUCUGCCCAUCAUCCUCAAUUUCGUCAUCAUCUUCUUCCCAAUCAACCUCAGCUGGGAUAGAACGACUCUUAUCACAGGUGAUACAUGAAGCACGAAUUGAGGAGGCAAUAAUUGAUGAGGAAAUGUCUGAGAUUCAAGCCACUUGUAUCCUCCACCUCCCUUUUGCUUCAUUGAACAAGAAGCAAUCAGGUGGCUCUGCCUUGGGUUUCAUUAAGGAAGAACUCAAGAAGAUUGAUCGGGUUAUCAAUAAGGCACAACAACUCAGAUACAAGACAUUGGAAUUGGCUGUGAAGAAGGUCUUGAGCCAAACUGACGCAGCGAAGUUCUUAGUGGCAUUUGCUGAAACUCAAGAUACUAUCCACCAAGUUGCUGAGCAGUUGAAAUUGCGAAAGGUUUUGGUAACUCUGCCUCCCAAGGCCUCAGGAUCUAAGCUAAAAGCAAAAGAUCUUGGGACUCACUUGUCAAACCAGAAUCAGUCAAUUGAAUAAUACACAAAUAUUCCUGAUAAAAGUUGAGUAGUUGUCCAGGCUGGUAAGUGUUCAUCACACGAUUUUGACAUUUUACUCUGUUGUGUUGUUUCAUCUCUGUCAUGGGUUAUGCAAUCGUACAAAUAUGUUUACACAUUGGAUUCUGGAACAUACCAUUAGUUCAAAAAAUAGUAAAGAUGUCAAAGACUAAGAAAAGA